Molecule: messenger RNA, 1740 nt
Organism: Fusarium coffeatum
Lineage: Eukaryota; Fungi; Ascomycota; Sordariomycetes; Hypocreales; Nectriaceae
Exons: 2
Coding region: 1-1740 (579 amino acids)
Biological process (GO): mitotic centrosome separation; chromosome segregation; cell migration
Cellular component (GO): kinetochore; kinesin complex; centrosome
Molecular function (GO): microtubule binding
Source: RefSeq, a predicted model, not a curated record
AUGGCUUCUGAGCCUCCAUCCUCUCCGCCAGGCCCUAGUGCCACCGUCGAGGAUACUCUUGGCUGGUACAAGUCGCAAUACGAACAACUAGAGAGCGAACUCGCCGAAUUCAGAGACUCAAGCAGAGAACUAGAGCAAGAGUUGGAGAAGGAUAUCGAGAGAGCAGAGAAGCAAGAACGUUACCAUCAAGAAAAGGCCGAGGCUUUGGGGUAUGAAGUGGAAGAGUGGAAGAGAAAAUAUAGGGAAUCAAAGUCCGAGGCUAGCGCAUCCCAGAAUGCGCUCGAGAAAGAAAUCACAACCCUUCGAGAUACCAACCGAACUUUGCAAUUGAAGCUGAGGGAUAUCGAGGUUGCCAACGAUGAUUUUGAGCGACAGGCGCGCAACACCACGUCAUCAUUGGAGGACAUGGAAUCCAAGUACAACCAAGCGAUCGAGAGGGCUGUUAUGAUGGAGGAGGAGAUCAAGAUUGUUGAGCAGGAGCGUGAACAACUACGUAUCGAGUCGCAGCGUCUGCGUGAAGAAUUUGGCGACCUCAAGAUCGAAGCCGAGCUUCUUCAGGACAAAAUCAAGAAGCAGGAGUCUCGACACUUGUCAACCAUCUCGACCGACAUCUCUGUUCUUGCGUCACCGACAUUCGACGGCCAUCCAGCCUCUCCCGGUUCUACCGCCAGCUCUCCUCUCAUCACAACACCUCCCGAUUCCAAGUCGCCUGUGCCGACUGAGGACGGCGAUACUCUUUCCGAGCUUCCUGACCCACCGUCGCCUCCCAUGUCUGAUGUUUCUGCGCCUCUUCCCAAGGUUGCAGCUUCAAGGGCACAGGGUCACCGCAGAACUGUUAGUCGCUCUCGUCUGCCUUCAGCCGACGUCAGCACCACACCCAAGCCUCGUUCGAAGCCCCCUACAGCUACGUCGGCGCAACGCGCACCUGGCAGCCGCAUCUCGACUGGUGGCCAAACCACGAUGCGCACUCCUGCCCAGCGUGCUGUUGGACCUCGCUCGGCUUCGAACAAGCUUCCUACCUCGAACUCGCUUACCCACAUCCGAACUCUCACGGCGCAAAUGCAGCGACUUGAGGCUCGUGUGCACUCCGCGCGAUCUAAGCUUCCCGGGCCGACUCGCACACCUCCCCGAGCUUCACCGCGGACCAAUGUAUACAGCGCCACCGCCAUGCCUUCAUCGGUUACGAUCCGUUCUCGCAAGCGCACUAGUGGUUCCGCUGCAUCUUCAGUAGCAGGCGACGAGCCUACCCCUACCAUGCCCUCAUCUACGUCCAAAGGAAGCCAUGUUCCUCGACUUAGCACGUCUGGAGUCAGCCGACUAUCAUUUGGACCGUUGCCGAACCGCGGAGGCCCGGAUGAGAUGAGCAGGCCAAGCUCACGUGCUAGUAUGACGUCGUAUGCUCGGCCACCUUCUCGAGCUGCCGGCGAGGGCAUCCCACGACCAAUUUCACGUGCAUCACUCACAGGCUCACGAACACCCAUGGGCCGAUCUCGCUCCUCUAUGGGAUUCCACGGUCACUCAGCCAGCAUCAGCCAGCUUGACCUAGAGGAAGAGGACGAGGGCGAGUUCCGAACACCAAGCCGCCGAGGUACAUACUCGAACCAGAAUAGUGAAGGCAGUGGUAUUCCCAUGCCAUCACUCCGUCGGCGAAGCGGCAGCCGACGGAUCAGCAACGCUAUGAGGUCCAGCGUAUCCGGACCUCCAAGGAAACAACUGAGCGAUCUGGGAGAGACAUACUAA